AGCUAUGAUGGCUGCUGUGAAACUGAAAGUAAAAACUUUUUAUUGACAAUUGAGAAUUUUAUUAACAAGAGCCACUUACUGAUUCAUUCUGGAGAGGAACUAAGCUGUAAUUACAAUGUAAAACCACCAGGUGUCAUCAACAUAAUAACUAUAAUAGACAGAACAGUUACCUUGAGAGUAGCUCUGAGCUUCAACUGAGUAUAGGACACAGAGUCUCAGAGGAGGUGCAAAUCACAAGAGCAUCUACAGAUAAUGCAUCUAUCUUGACUCCACAACACAUCAUUUUGGACCAUCUAGUGAGGCCUCUGUUGAGUGUCAUAUUUUUAUAAUACAGCCUGGCAAAAAAGCAGCUGCUGGGGGCGGAUUCCCUACUAUUUGUGCCUCCCACAGGAACAACAUGAGCUGGGCUUUUAAUUGGACUAAGCUUCAGGGGUAGAGGAGAGCUUUUUGUGGAGUUUAUCUGCAGAUUUAGAGUUCUUAAAGAACAGUUCCCAGGACAGCCAUUCUUCAAGCUGUUUCCAAUGCUAUAACCAAGAGCUAGUACUGAAAAAGCAGGAUGAAAAUAUGGCAGUCCUGCUGUUACCACCGGGUCCUGAUAGUUUCCGCCGGUUCACCCCAGAAUCAUUGGCUGCAAUCGAGAAACGUAUUGCUGAGGAACAGGCCAGGAGCGCUAAGCAAGAGUAUAGAGAAGAGAAUGAGACAGAGGAAAAGCCGGUGCCGCAUCCUGACUUGGAGGCCGGCAAGCAACUUCCCAGGAUUUAUGGGGACUUCCCUUCACAGCUCGUUGGAGUGCCCUUGGAGGACUUUGACCCAUACUACAGAAACAAAAAGACCUUUAUAGUACUCAACAAAGGAAAGACGUUCUUCAGAUUUAGUGCCACACCUGCUUUGUAUAUAAUUAGUCCUUUCCAUCCUAUCAGAAGAGCUGCAAUCAAAAUUUUGGUACAUUCAUUGUUCAGUAUGUUUAUUAUGUGCACUAUUCUCACAAACUGCGUAUUCAUGGCAAUGCCUGACUCUGGGACAUGGAGCAAGCAUGUUGAGUACACGUUCACUGGCAUAUAUACUUUUGAAUCAUUGAUAAAAAUAUUGGCAAGAGGAUUCUGUUUGAAAGAAUUCACUUUUCUCCGGGACCCAUGGAACUGGUUGGAUUUCAGUGUUAUCGUUAUGGCAUAUGUAACUGAGGUUGUGGACCUGGGCAAUAUCUCUGCAUUAAGAACCUUCAGAGUACUCCGAGCAUUGAAAACUAUCUCGGUCAUUCCAGGGCUGAAGACAAUAGUAGGCGCUCUCAUCCAGUCGGUGAGAAAACUUGCAGAUGUCAUGAUCCUUACGGUUUUCUGCCUGAGCGUCUUUGCGCUAAUAGGGCUCCAGCUUUUUAUGGGCCAUUUAAAGCAAAAAUGUGUUAAAAAUUUUACUGAAUAUAACAACAGCAUAUCGGGUACUCUGUAUUGGGGGAAUGAAACCAAUAGCACGUAUGGCUCGUGGGAUUCCUAUGAAGCUUUCGUUAGUGAUCCAAAUAAUAUCUACACAAUACCAGGUGCCAAAGAUGCUUUAAUUUGUGGGAACAGCAGUGAUGCUGGGAAGUGUCCUGCUGGAUUUGUUUGUGUGAAAACGGGGAAAAACCCAAAUUAUGGAUACACAAGCUUUGAUACUUUUGGCUGGGCUUUCCUGUCUCUAUUUCGCCUGAUGACACAAGACUACUGGGAGAACCUCUAUCAGCAGACUCUCAGAGCAGCAGGAAAAACCUAUAUGAUCUUUUUUGUGUUCGUCAUCUUCCUGGGAUCGUUUUAUCUGGUGAACUUAAUCUUAGCUGUGGUAGCCAUGGCCUAUGAGGAACAGAACCAAGCUACUAUAGCCGAAGCAGAAGCAAAAGAGAGGGAAUUCCAGCAAGCCAUGGAACAUCUAAAGAAAGAACAGGAGGCAUUAGUUGCCAAAGGACCUGACGCAGCCUCACACAGUUCCUGUGAAAUGUCACCUUUUAGCUCCAAAAGCGUCAAAGAAAGAAGAAAUCGUAGGAAGAAAAAGAAACCGUCUGAAUCGGAAGAGUACGGGGAAGAAACAAAAGUUCCUAGAGCCGAGUUUGAUGAAGACAGUUUACGGAAAAUGUCUCUACUUGGCAUCGGUUUUGGACCCAGUUCAGCUAAACGGAGGAUUAGUCAAGGGAGCAUAUUUAAUUUUCGGAUUCGUGGAAGAGACCUUUGUUCAGAGACAGAGUUUGCGGAUGAUGAAGUUAGCAACGCAAGUGAUGGUCAUAGAGGAUCCUUGCUGGUUCCAAGGCUUGGAAGACGCCAAAGUACACAGAGCCAAUCAAGCCACAGUUCAUUUCCUAAUACUCCUGGCUUCACACAGAAUGGCAAGAGAAAUAGCUCAGUCGAUUGUAAUGGUGUGGUGUCAUUGGUUGGAGGAGCAGGAACUUAUUCAAACCCAUCAUCUCCGGGAGGACUACUCCUGCCUGCAGUAAUAGUGGAAAAAUCUGGAGCAGAGGAAAAUAGCCCUUCAGAUUUAGAGAUGAGUAAGAUGCAACUUCUGAUGCCUCAUCGCCUCUCAGUGGAUUAUCCGGAUCAGCCGUUUCAGAGACAGAGAGCCGUCAGCGCAGUCAGUAUCCUCACGGAUGCCAUUGAAGAACUAGAGGAAUCACGUCAGAAAUGUCCUCCGUGUUGGAUGCAUUUUGCUGAAAGACACCUUAUUUGGGACUGUUGUACAUUGUGGCUUGAAAUUAAGAAAGGAGUGAAGUUUGUCGUCAUGGAUCCCUUUAUAGAUUUGGCGAUUACUAUUUGUAUUGUUCUAAAUACAGUUUUUAUGGCGCUUGAGCAUUACGACAUGACACCUGAGUUUAGCGACAUGCUAUCAGUGGGCAACUAUGUUUUCACUGGAAUUUUUACAGCUGAAAUGGUCUUCAAAAUAAUUGCCUUAGAUCCCUACUAUUAUUUCCAGCAGGGCUGGAAUAUUUUUGAUAGCAUCAUUGUCACCUUGAGUUUAAUGGAUGUGGGUCUUUCCAACAAAGGAAGUCUGUCUGUUUUGCGAUCAUUCCGACUGCUUCGAGUCUUCAAAUUGGCAAAAUCGUGGCCUACGUUAAAUACUCUCAUCAAAAUCAUUGGUAACUCAGUUGGGGCUCUAGGGAAUCUCACACUGGUUCUGGCCAUCAUUGUCUUUAUUUUUGCUGUUGUGGGAACACAGCUUUUUGGCAAAAACUAUUACGACUGUGUCUGUAAAAUCAACGAGGAUUGCAAGUUACCGCGAUGGCACAUGAAUGAUUUCUUCCACUCAUUCCUCAUUGUAUUCCGGGUUCUCUGUGGAGAAUGGAUUGAGACCAUGUGGGAUUGCAUGGAAGUAUCCGGCCAACCGUUAUGUAUUCUUGUGUUCAUGCUGGUAAUGGUAAUUGGAAACUUGGUGGUGCUGAACCUUUUCCUCGCUUUAUUGCUAAGCUCAUUCAGUGCUGAUAAUCUGAGUGCCCCAGAUGAAGAUGGAGAAAUGAACAAUCUACAGAUUGCUUUUGCUCGAAUCUACAGAGCAAUUGCCUUUGUAAAACGGACUAUCUUGGAUUUCUUUCGUAACUUAUUCAGGAAACCGGACAAAACGGGAGACACUUUUAUAUCUAAACCUUUCGAAAAUAACAGAAACAUCAACAAUAUCAAUUUGCACAAUCACAUUAAUAAUACUGGAAAAGAAAAAGAGGAUUACCGAGACGCGAAUAACGCCAAUGGAGGUAUUGCCAAAAAUGGUGAAAAAUAUGUGGUUAGCGACAAUGACGACUAUCUGGCCAACCCUCGCCUUUCUCUUUGUGUUCCUAUUGCAAUGGGGGAAUCUGAUGUGGAAUAUCAUGAGGAAGAUGAAAAUAGCAUCUUUACGGAUGUUGAGAUCACCAAAGAGAAGCCAGUUGACACUAUUUCAGAAUGCAGCACCGUGGAUCUGAGGAAUUCCCGGGAACUCAUCGAGCAGCAACCAGAGUCUUCAGAAGAUGCAAAGGAACCUGAGGAAUGCUUUACAGAAAGCUGUGUACGCCAUUUUCCGUGCUGCAACGUGGAUAUCAGUCAAGGAACUGGAAAAACUUGGUGGAGAUUGCGAAGAACUUGCUUCCAAAUUGUUGAACACAACUGGUUUGAAAGUUUCAUCAUUUUCAUGAUCCUUCUCAGCAGUGGUGCACUUGCAUUUGAAGAUAUUUACAUCGACCAAAAGAAAACAGUUAAAACCAUACUGGAAUAUGCAGACAAGGUGUUCACAUAUGUGUUUGUCCUGGAAAUGUUACUGAAAUGGGUGGCUUAUGGAUUCAAAAAAUACUUUACCAAUGCUUGGUGCUGGCUGGAUUUUUUCAUUGUUGAUGUAUCUUUAAUAAGCCUCAUAGCUACUGCCUUUGGAUUCUCCGACAUGGGUCCUAUUAAAUCUCUUAGGACCCUCAGGGCUCUGAGACCAUUAAGAGCAUUGUCACGUUUUGAAGGGAUGAGGGUUGUGGUGAAUGCCUUGAUUGGGGCCAUUCCAUCGAUCAUGAAUGUCCUUCUGGUCUGUUUGAUAUUCUGGCUAAUUUUUAGCAUUAUGGGAGUCAAUUUUUUUGCUGGAAAGUUUGGAAAAUGUAUUAAUGCCACAACCAAAGAACCUUUCUUACCAGAAAUAAUUUACAACAAAUCGCAGUGUGAUUUAAUGAGCAUCGAUCAAGGUUACUGGACAAUAUUAAAAGUCAACUUUGAUAACGUUGGAGCAGGUUACUUGGCUUUACUACAAGUGGCAACAUUUAAAGGGUGGACGGACAUCAUGUAUGCAGCAGUGGAUGCACGCCAGGAGCCCAACCUACAGCCCAGCUAUGAGGAGAACAAAUAUAUGUACUUAUACUUUGUGGUGUUCAUCAUCUUUGGCUCUUUCUUCACAUUAAAUCUUUUUAUUGGUGUAAUCAUUGACAAUUUUAACCAGCAGAAGAAAAAGAUAAGGGGACAGGACAUCUUCAUGACUGAGGAACAAAAAAAGUAUUAUAAUGCUAUGAAGAAGCUUGGAUCAAAGAAACCUCAAAAGCCCAUUCCUAGGCCAUUGAACAAGUUCCAGGGAUUUGUCUUUGAUGUUGUUACAAAACAAGCUUUCGACAUUAUCAUCAUGAUCCUGAUUUGCCUUAAUAUGGUCACCAUGAUGGUAGAAACCGAUGAUCAAAGUGAAGAUAUUGAAAAAUUGCUUUACAAAAUUAACUUGGCAUUUGUUGUCAUUUUCUCCGGAGAGUGUUUGCUAAAAAUCCUGGCUCUGAGAUAUUAUUUCUUUACCAUUGGCUGGAACAUCUUUGAUUUUGUUGUAGUGAUUCUUUCUGUUGUAGGUAUUGUACUUUCAGAUAUCAUUGAAAAAUACUUUGUGUCUCCAACACUGUUCAGGGUAAUACGUUUAGCUCGGAUUGGACGUAUUCUUCGACUUAUAAGAGGAGCAAAGGGGAUAAGAACUCUUCUGUUUGCCUUAAUGAUGUCCCUUCCUGCUCUUUUUAACAUUGGCCUUCUGCUCUUUCUUGUUAUGUUUAUAUAUGCCAUUUUUGGGAUGGCUAACUUUGCCUAUGUAAAAAUGGAAAGUGGCAUUGACGAUAUGUUCAACUUCCAAACAUUUGGGAACAGCAUGAUCUGUCUUUUUCAAAUAACAACAUCUGCUGGAUGGGAUGGCCUUCUUCGUCCAAUAUUGAAUAGCAAGCCUCCAGACUGUGAUCCGAAUAUAUCCAACCCUGGUAGCCUUACCACUGGAAACUGUGGAAACCCCUCUGUGGGAAUUGUAUUUUUUGUCACUUAUAUUAUCAUAUCAUUUCUUAUCGUUGUAAAUAUGUACAUUGCAAUCAUUUUAGAAAACUUCAGUGUUGCCACUGAAGAAAGUACUGAACCUUUAAGUGAAGAUGAUUUUGAGAUGUUUUAUGAAGUCUGGGAGAAGUUUGAUCCUGAAGCAACUCAGUUUAUUGCUUAUGAAGUUCUUUCAGAUUUUGCCGAUUCUCUUGCUGAUCCAUUGCGUAUACCAAAACCAAAUAAGAUUAAACUCAUAGCCAUGGAUCUCCCUAUGGUGAGUGGAGAUAGAAUUCACUGCCUGGAUAUUUUGUUUGCCUUUACAAAAAGAGUUCUUGGGGAAUCUGGAGAGAUGGAUACUCUUAAGAUACAAAUGGAAGAAAAAUUCAUGGCUGCCAAUCCGUCUAAAAUCUCUUAUGAACCAAUUACAACCACCCUAAGACGGAAACAAGAAGAAGUGUCUGCCUAUAUCAUCCAAAGAGCGUACAGGAGGCACUUGCUUUAUCGCUCCAUGAAACAGGCCUCAUUCCUAUACCGUCAUAGAUCAUGUGAUGGUAAUAUCAUUGAAGAAGAAGCUCCAGAGAAGGAGGGACUUAUUGCAUUUAUGAUGAACGAGAAUUAUGGGCGAAAUCUUGACAAAGUAGAAUCAUUGUCAUCAACUUCUUUUCCGCCAUCCUAUGAUAGUGUAACAAGAGCCACAAGUGACAGUAGCCAGUUUAAACGACAGGACUCUGCAAAAAACGAUGAAUCCACAGAUUGUACAAUAUGUGCAGAUAGAGAUAAGGAAUCAUUUGUUUAAUUAUUGUUCUUUUGAAUUGCUUUCUGAUAUUGUUUACAGAAUGUUAUAAUGUAAGUGCACAUUUCUGGCAACCUCCGUAAGAAAUUUAGUUGCGAAAUAAAAUCAAUGAACUUCUUCUAAUAACUACUGGGAUUGAUUGCUCUGCAAUUUUUGACUCUGUGAUCAUAAACUUUGAUUUAUAUUUCUAAAGAAAGAACAUAUUGCAGAGUAUCGAAAAAAAUAUCAGUGGUGUGAUUAUGAGUACGUCAAAGUGUAAAAGAGUAUUGCAGAUUAACUCUAUACACAGAAAAAGCCUGACUGUACACAUUCAUUUAUGGUCUUAUAUUGGUGUGUUUAGUAAGGGUAAUAUAUGACCUUGCAUUCUAAAUUAAAUCCAAAUAUCACAAGCUGCUGUAGCAAAAUGUAUACACCUACUGUAUAUGUCAUGAAUGGUCUUUCAUAAAUUUAUAUUUGAUAUUUUUUUUAUAUAAUAAAAUAAUGUUUCUCUUUUCCAUGGGGUGGGGGGAGCAGAUCUUUAUUUAACGGUCUGCAUUAUAAACGCUCAACCAAUGUAAUGCUAAUAAAAAUGGGGGGGAAAAAUGUUGGAUCUUGCUGCUGAAAAUUGUUACAAAAUAUUUGAACUGUUUAUUACAAGCUGACAUGUAAUUGCUUGGCAUGACUAAUGCAAAUAAAGCUUUUAAAACGGGGUCAA
Molecule: messenger RNA, 7216 nt
Organism: Bombina bombina (fire-bellied toad)
Lineage: Eukaryota; Metazoa; Chordata; Amphibia; Anura; Bombinatoridae
Product: sodium channel protein type 4 subunit alpha-like
Biological process (GO): membrane depolarization during action potential; sodium ion transmembrane transport; neuronal action potential
Cellular component (GO): axon; plasma membrane; voltage-gated sodium channel complex
Molecular function (GO): voltage-gated sodium channel activity
Source: RefSeq, a predicted model, not a curated record